Molecule: messenger RNA, 4905 nt
Organism: Ogataea philodendri
Lineage: Eukaryota; Fungi; Ascomycota; Pichiomycetes; Pichiales; Pichiaceae
Exons: 1
Coding region: 1-4905 (1634 amino acids)
Biological process (GO): DNA-templated transcription
Cellular component (GO): RNA polymerase I complex
Molecular function (GO): DNA-directed RNA polymerase activity; DNA binding
Source: RefSeq, a predicted model, not a curated record
AUGGAUAUUGCCAAGCCAGUUGGAUCUCAGAUCGAGUCGGUGGACUUUGGCGUGCUCACAGUGUCUGAUGUGCGCAAGCUUUCUGCCAAACAGAUCACCAAUCCUACUGUUUUCGAUAACUUGGGACAUCCUGUGCCUGGAGGUCUUUAUGAUCUGAGUCUCGGUGCUUUCCUCAAGAACUUGUGUGCUACAUGUGGUCUUGACGAUAAGUACUGUCCAGGACACCAGGGUCAUAUCGAAUUGCCUAUUCCUGUUUACAAUCCACUUUUCUUCAACCAAAUGUACAUAUUUCUGAGAUCAUCCUGUCUAUAUUGUCACCAUUUUAGACUCAGAGCCAUGGACGUGCAUAAGUACGAAUGCAAAUUGAAACUCAUCCAGUACGGCCUGCUUUUGGAGGCUCUGGAACUUGACAAUAUGCGCUCGGAAUCCGAGGACGAUGGUGAUGAAGCCAUCGAGGACGACGGUCCCCAGAAGGUCAACACCAAAGCCGACCGUGAUCUGAUGGAAAAAAGACAGCAUUACGUUGAUAUGAGCAUAGCAAAGGCGCUGUCGGACGGACGUACCACCGAGCACGGCGUCAUGACUGCCACCGUCGCAGAAGAAAGAAAGGCCGUGAUCUACGAUUUCUACAAGCGCAUUUUGAGUAGACCAAGAUGUGACAACUGUGGAAUGUACUCGCCAACUUUCAGAAAAGAUGGAUUCUCCAAGAUCUUCGAAUUGGGACUCAAAGAUAAACAGAUCUCCAACAAUAGAAUCAAAGGUCUUCAGAGACACGACAUGUUGAAGAAUGGUUCCAACGGCUCGGAGAAGCCAAAUGGUACUGACGAAUUUGCACAGCCAAAGGAAGGGUCCAAGUAUGUUCUUUCCACAGAGAUCCGUAAUAUCUUGCGGAAAGUGUUUAAGAACGAGCAAACAUUGAUGGAUCUGUUGUUCCAUUCCAAGCCGCUUGGUGGAUCUCCAAUUUCCGCAGACAUGUUUUUCAUCCAUGCUCUGGUUGUUCCGCCAACCAGAUUCCGUCUUCCUUCCAAGCUAGGAGACGAAGUUCACGAAAACUCGCAAAAUGAACUUUUAUCUAAGGUUUUGACUACCUCGCUGAUGAUCAGAGACUUGAACGAGCAAUUUUCCAUUCUGAGUAAAGAGAUUAGUGUGGAAGACCGCAAAAUCACAUUCAACAGAUUGAUGAAUGCCAUCGUGACUCUUCAAAAUGAUGUGAACGGAUUCAUCGACUCCACCAAGAACCAGAACCAAAACAGCAACACUGCUCAUCCUGGUAUCAAGCAAGCAUUAGAAAAGAAGGAAGGUCUUUUCAGAAAACAUAUGAUGGGUAAGCGUGUGAAUUAUGCUGCUCGUUCGGUGAUUUCUCCAGAUCCUAUGAUUGAGACUAAUGAGAUUGGUGUUCCGCCAGUUUUCGCCAAGAAACUGACCUAUCCUGAGCCAGUGACGGUUCAUAACGUUGCUGAGCUUCGACAGGCCGUUAUUAAUGGUCCAGACAAAUGGCCUGGUGCUCUGCAAGUUCAAAAUGAGGACGGUAGUUUGGUUUCUUUGAUCGGUAUGAGUUUGGAGCAGAGAACGGCUCUCGCUAAACAAUUGCUUACUCCUUCCUCUGGGUCUGCAGUUGUCAACAAGAAGGUUUACCGUCACAUCAAAAACAACGAUGUGGUGAUCAUGAACCGUCAGCCAACUCUUCAUAAAGCAUCCAUGAUGGGUCACAAGGUCAGAGUUCUUCCUGGAGAGAAAACCUUGAGAUUGCACUAUGCCAACACCGGAGCUUAUAAUGCCGAUUUCGACGGUGACGAGAUGAACAUGCAUUUCCCACAAAAUGAAAACGCCAGAGCCGAAGCGUUCAAUCUCGCAAACACCGACUCCCAGUACCUUACUCCAACCGCCGGUUCUCCAGUUAGAGGUUUAAUUCAAGAUCACAUUUCUGCUGGUGUUUGGUUGACCAGCAAGGAUUCGUUCUUCACCAGAGAGAAAUAUCAGCAGCUGAUCUACGGUUGUAUCAGACCAGAAGAUGGCCACUCGACAGGAUCCAGAAUCAUCACUGUUCCGCCAGCCAUCUUCAAGCCUCAGCCAAUGUGGACCGGUAAGCAGAUCAUCACCACCGUUUUGCUCAACAUCAAGCCGCAAAACAUCCCGGGUGUGAAUCUGAAGUCGAAGAACAAGAUCAAGAACGAUUACUGGGGCAAUGGCUCUCAAGAGAACGAGGUUUUGAUCCACAACGGUGAGCUUUUGAGCGGUAUCUUGGAUAAGUCGCAAUACGGUGCUUCUCAGUAUGGUUUAAUCCACUCUUUGCACGAGGUUUACGGUGCUACCGUUGCUGGUAAGGCACUUUCUGUUCUUGGACGUCUUUUCACCAACUAUAAUAUGAUGAUGGGUCUGACAUGUGGUAUGGAUGACCUUAAGCUCACAACUGAAGGAAACAAGUGGAGAAACAAGAUCUUGGAAGAAAGCACCGACAUUGGUCGUGUUGCUGCUGCCGAGGUCACGAAUUUGGAAGCAGAUGUCCAGGUCGAUAAUGCUGAGCUAUUGAAACGUUUGGAAGAGAUCGCAAGAGAUGACAACAAGCUUGGUAUUUUGGAUGCUGUGACUCAAUCCAAGGUCAAUGCCAUCACCUCUAAGGUUGUUUCCAAGUGUGUUCCUGAUGGAACCAUGAAGAAGUUCCCAUCGAACGCUAUGCAAGCCAUGGCUCUUUCUGGUGCCAAGGGUUCGAACGUUAAUGUUUCUCAAAUUAUGUGUCUUCUUGGACAACAGGCUUUGGAAGGCAGAAGAGUCCCGGUGAUGGUUUCCGGUAAGACGCUUCCUUGCUUCAAGCCAUUCGAGACCAACGUCCGUGCUGGUGGAUACAUCAAGAACAGAUUCUACUCUGGAAUCCGUCCACAAGAGUACUACUUCCACUGUAUGGCAGGUAGAGAAGGUUUGAUUGACACUGCCGUGAAGACUGCCAACUCUGGUUACUUGCAACGUUGUUUGACUAAGCAGUUGGAAGGAGUUCACGUUUCUUACGACAACACGAUCAGAAACGCUGAUGGAACUUUGGUCCAAUUCCUUUAUGGUGGAGACUCGAUCGAUGUUACCAAGGAGUCGUACAUGCACCAGUUCAAGUUCUUCUUGGAGAACUACAACUCUCUGCUUCAAAAAUACAGUCCUUCGACUAUUGAGAAUCUCGACACAGAAACUGCUAUUACUUACAACAAGAAGUUCCGCAAACAAUUGAAGAAACAAGCAGGUUUGUCUCAUUACGAACAGAACUUGAAAUACGAUCCAACUGUUUCCGUUUACAACCCAAGUAAAUUCUUGGGAUCUGUUUCCGACAAGUUUGAGGACGAGCUCGACAAGUUCAUUGAGGGAAACAAAGAGCUGUUUGUUUCAAGCAAAGACGCUAAGACUACUGGUGGUUUGACCCAAAAGAAGUUCAAGGCUUUGAUGCAAUUGAAAUACAUGAGAUCUUUGGUCAAUCCUGGAGAAGCUGUUGGUAUUGUUGCCUCGCAAUCUGUUGGUGAGCCAUCUACUCAGAUGACUUUGAACACAUUCCACUUUGCUGGUCACGGUGCUGCUAACGUUACUCUUGGUAUUCCGCGUUUGAGAGAAAUUGUUAUGACUGCAUCUGCCUCCAUCAAGACGCCGCAAAUGACAUUGCCUAUUUUGGACGAUGUUGACGACACUUCCGCCGACGCUUUCUGCAAAUCCAUCACCAAAAUCAACUUCUCCGAGGUGAUCAGCGAGGUUUCUGUGAUCGAGACCACUGGAUCCACCGGAGCCCAGGCCUCGAGAUCUUACGAGAUCAACAUGAAGUUCUUCGACUGUCAGGACUACCAGGAAGAGUACGAUAUCACGAAGGAGGAGCUGGAAGAGGUGAUCAAGACCAAGUUCAUCCAGGCUCUUGAAGCAGCUAUUGUGAAGGAGGUGAAGAAACAGAAGAAACAGAACUCCGAGUCUUUGCCGUCUGUUGGCAAGGCUGUUUCUCGUUCUCAGACCGAGAUGGCUGCCCAGACUUCGCAUGCAGCCGACGAAGACGACGAUGCCGACGACGACAAGCUCAGAAGUAACGCCAAACAGGCCGUUUCGUACGACGGUCCAGACGACGAAGAGGUGGAGACCAUGCGUCGUGCUGAAAAGUCUGACGACGAGUCUCUUUUGGAUGACAGCUCUUCUGAGUCAGAGUCAGAGUCAGAUUCAGAAGAUAAAAUGGACGUUGAUGUGGAGAAGUCCUCUUUGGUGAAACAGAGCAUGUCGCAGGCUGCUCGUGAAAGACAACAGGAGGUGAUUAUCAACCACAACUUCAUCAGUCAGUUCAACUACGACGACGAAAACGGAGCAUGGUGCGACUUCAAGCUGGAGCUGAGCGCCGAGACACAAAAAUUGUUGAUGGUGAACAUCAUCGAGACUGUUUGUAAGUCUGUUGUGGUGCGCGAAGUUGGUGGCAUUGGAAGAUGUCUUCAUCCAGAGCCAGAACAGGGCAAACGUAUUCUGGUGACGGAAGGAGUGAACUUUGCGGCCAUGUGGGAGCACGACGCGUUCAUCAACGUGAACGGAAUCCGGUCGAACGACGUUGCUGCUGUUCUGCGUACUUACGGAGUGGAAGCUGCCAGAAACACGAUUGUGAACGAAAUCAACAACGUUUUCGGUAGAUACGCCAUUUCUGUCUCGUCGAGACAUCUGGACCUGAUUGCCGACUACAUGACCAGAGAAGGAACCUACCUGGCUUUCAACAGACAGGGUAUCGACUCGUCCACGUCGUCGUUCACCAAGAUGUCUUACGAGACCACCUGUCAAUUCCUGACCAAAGCUGUUUUGGACAACGAUCGCGAGGAAUUGCAGUCGCCUUCUGCCCGGAUCGUCAUUGGAAAGCUCAACAACGUCGGAACAGGCAGCUUUGACGUGAUGACCAAGAUGCCACUAGCAUGA